Messenger RNA from Coccomyxa subellipsoidea C-169, 2203 nucleotides. RefSeq lists its product as hypothetical. Lineage: Eukaryota; Viridiplantae; Chlorophyta; Trebouxiophyceae; Coccomyxaceae. Bases 78 to 1538 code for a protein of 486 amino acids. The transcript has 10 exons. The record is from RefSeq and is a predicted model, not a curated record.
CCCAGCCCAGCCUGGCAGGGACCGAGAUCGGGGUGUGCGCGAACCCGGACGGUGUGACACUGCCGGUGGGGGGCAGCAUGCCGGUGCCAACAGCGUACUUCCCCCUGACCAAUGGAUCGGUCAUGUCGUGGCCAGUGCCGCAGUACUGGGCCUACAACACCUCCGCCGUGCGCGCCAAGCAGACCAGAUUCGUCGAGGACGACCUCUUCGGCUCUGUCGCCUCCUGCAAUGCCUCCCUCGGGUCGAGCAUGGCGAUCGAGGGGGUGAAGUGGGGCGCCACAGGGCCAUUUGCGUUCAACGUGUGGGUGAAGCAGGGCAGCCGCGCGGGUGCCAUGUUCCAGUACGUCAUCUCCACUCGCUCGCGCGAUCUCGGCAACGUCACCGAUGACAACAUCUUCUACCCCAACCAGAUGCACCUGUACCUGCCCUCAGAGGACCACCCCGCGCAUGACACAGUGCGCGCCAUCGUCAAGGAUAGCACCGACAGCUUCAACGGCGACAGCUCCCGAGUCUUCGUGGACUCUGACGGCGUGCUUGCCUCAAACACUGAACGCACCUCCAUCCGCACGCCCGUGCUGGGCGCCUGGCACAUGCUCACAGUCACCACCAUGCAGGACGGCUCCCCGGGCUAUCGGCUGUACGUGGACGGCAUCUUCCGCGCGGCGCUGACGGCGCCGCAGGACUACUUCCAGAUAAACGGCGGCCGGCCCAUCUACGCGGACGGCCCCAUCGUGCUCUGCGACCGCGCCGACCACUUCCCCGGUCGCUCCUACGAUGGCAAAAUCGCGCAGCUCUCCAUCUACGACGCCGCCCUCACCGAGAACAACAUCGCGCUGCUGUACGCGGCAGUGGCGGGCGCGAUGCCCGACUACAGCAAGAGCCCCUCCGCGCAGAAGGCGGCCCUCGCAGGGCUGACGCCAGCUUCCGCGCCGGCUUCCGCAGCAGCUUCCGCGACAGCUUCCGCCCCUGAGCAGAGCGUCGCCGUGCCGCGAUCGGCGCCGACAGCCAUCACACGCGACACAGAGACCCUCUCCUCAACGCAAAGCACGGACGGCAGCCAGGGUGUCAGUGCAUCUGGCGGCGGCGGCGGAGGAGGCAACGCCGCGGCACCCAAGCCCGCGCUGAGAUCGGCGGCCGGCUCGCAGGGCGGCCCCGUUGUGCCCAACCCCGCCGACCAGCGGCCAGUGGUGACGGGGACGGCUGCGGACCAGAGCAGCGUGCGCGUGAACAGCGCGUCCGUUGACAGCGGCCCCAAGCUGGCGCCUGCGGCCAUCGUUGGAAUCGUGGUGGCGGCUGUGGUGGUGGUUGCAAUCUUGGCGGGAGUGGCGGUGUUUGUGACUCGGAAGAGGCGGCAUGGCGGCAACUGGAGGAAGGAGCAGCUGGAUGGUGAGGGUGGUGCAGGCGCCAGCGCAGCGCAGCACACCAGCUUCCCAGACGGCCAGGACGUGCCCAAGAGGGCCUCCCCGGACAAGUCCAAGCUGUUCACGGGCGCCCCCUCCUCCCACAGCUUUGAUGUAGAGGCCCACUCCGCCCUCUGAGAGGUCUCUUUAAAGACCCUGGGGUACUUCAAGUACCGCAAUUUGGCAGAAUGACAGUUGUCCUGCAGGUAGUUUGAAAUAAAAAUUCACAUCUCAAGUUGAUUGUAUGGUGCCGCAAAGGGGGCAUGCGCUUUUUACACGCUAAGUGACACGACCCUGCAAAUGGCAGAUUAGCAGAAUGCACAAGCAUCUUUUUGGGCGCUGCAUGAACAAGACAUAUUCUCUCUGCUAGAAGGCACCAAGAAUUCAUUACGUUGUACACAGGCACUAGGGGGCGCCAACAGGUCUGAGAAUGUGCAAGCAUUCUAUUUUUGCUGCCUACGAUUUCUAACUUUAGGUUGAUAGUACCUAUUGCAUAUCUGCGGCACUCUGUGGGAAUAGGAAACGCGAGGUUUGGUUAUUGCUGCAUGUUGAGGACUCAUUGCAAGCAAUGCAGAGAAUCUGCGCGAUGUAGGCUUACCGUGUAGAUUAAGAAUUUUGCGACUCUCGGGAUGAUAGACAGGAGAGGCGUGUUGCAAUUGAGUGAAGGGAUGUUGGUGCUGUUGACAUCAAGAAUGCAAUAACGGCACAGUACUGUACAUGGAUGUGUGAGUGCACUGGAUGUAUAUCAUGCACAUCAUAUGACAGUGCACUUGCCACAUUUUAAUGCUCAAGUCUCUAUUCGG